UACUUAUUCAUGAGAGAGUGAUACGUGGCUUCUGAUGUCUAGCACAAAUUUAAACCAUUAUUCAUGAGAGACUUCAUGCUCCUGCUAAUUAUAAUGGGGAGGCAUAAGACAACGGUUAAUGGUUAAAAGCAAAAUAAAUGUGCUAGACAUUUAAGGUCAUGUAGCACUAUGGGAAGGAACAGUAAAGGGAAGUGAAGGGUGGUAGAUUUAGUAGUUAGUUGCUAUGAGUAAUCUAUAUAUAGUAGUACUGAAAAGGUUAAAGAAGGGUAAAGGAGCUGAUGAGUGAAUGGGUUGCGGUGGGGUAAGGGGAUUAGAUCAAGUGAAGGAUAUGUAUGCGUCUGAGGAAGGAGAACAGGUUGUCAAAGCAAAAAGUGGGGGAAUUCUGUAAGGAUGUCUGAUAGGUUAGGAGGUCAGUGAAGGGAGGAUAAGUCGGAGAAAGCAGAGGUACGGGUUGCAUUAAAGCGUGGACAGGACAACAAAAUGUGUGGAACUGAAAGAGGGUCAUUACAUAUGGGACGUGGGGGCGGAUCAGUAUGUGACACCAGAUAGGAGUGUGUUAGACGGCCAUCUCCCAACGUCCAUUCCAGUAAAAUGGAGCUGACCAAGGGGAGAUUGAUAAUUUUACAGUAUGCAAUUUAUUAGUGCGGAGACUUGACCAGAAAGACUGCCAUCGGGUAUACAGGUAGUCAGGCAAAGGGCAAUGACCCAAGGAAAUGGAAUCUGGUUGCGGAGAGCCAGCUUUCCUUCCAAUUCUAGGUGACACUCCCCACCCAGCCGGAGUCCGAGCCAGCCCAAGAGGGACGAGAAGCCGAAGACUCUAAAAGUCGACCCAGUCAGGGGAUCUUCCUCUCUGGAGAUUUAACUUAGGAAAAAGAGACAAACAGCGCCAUCCGAGAUGGGAAUGACGCUGCAUUUGCACUCGAAAGAAUUCCGAUGCGCUACGCUUAUGAGCAGCCCUGUCUUUCGUUCCGACCGCCGAUUCCCCGUCCUUAGUCCACCAUGAAGCUCUCCUUCGUCGUCGCCUUCCUCGUGUGCGCGCAGCUGGCUCGGGCGCAGAACGAGGACGAGCCAAGUGAGAUUGCGCCGUACAGUGUCAUCAGGACAGGCGAUGGGUACGAGGAGCGCGCGUACCCGGCGGCCAAGUGGGUGUGCCACAGCCAGGUCCAGCAGGCGGCCAGCAGGCGCAAGGACACGCGCUCGUUCUUCGCUCUCUUCCGCUACAUCGACGGCGGCAACGAGGCAGAGGCUAAGAUUCCGAUGACCGCGCCCGUCAGAAUGAAGAAGACGCCCGUGGACAAGAAAGUCGACGCCCAGAUGUGCUUCUACCUGCCCGAAGCCCACCAGGCCAGCCCACCAGCGCCCACUAACGCCGAGCUCUACAUCGAGGAGCAAACCGCCUUCACCGCCUUCGUCAGGACCUUCGACGGCUUCGCGAACAAGGAGCGCGUUUGGGAGGAGGCAGCGGAGGCCCUCAAGGUCAGCCUCGAGGCAGCGCAGGAGGAAGGAGUCGACUUCUCCUUCUUUUACAGGGCUGGCUACGACCCCCGAUGAAAUCGAAAACCGCGAAAUGAGGUUUGGUACCUGAAGAAUUAAAAAUGCACUCAAGGAACUUUUUUUUAUUAUUAUUUAUGUUAAUCAUCGUCAUGCAUAAAAUACACAUGAUUAUAAUGUCA
Messenger RNA from Penaeus vannamei (Pacific white shrimp), 1673 nucleotides. The record is from RefSeq and is a predicted model, not a curated record. NCBI's taxonomy places the organism in Eukaryota, Metazoa, Arthropoda, Malacostraca, Decapoda, Penaeidae.